GUUUUGCUCUACAGUAACACACACACACACACACACUGUAACGCAAUGUAACUCACUUUCCGUCAUGUGACGCUCAUUUUUGUACAGGUCGGUCGUUGGCGGAGUCUCGCCGCUGCUUCUGGAACAUUCUCAAGGACGAACGUCGAACACACGCACAGGGCGGCGGAAGGUAAGACGUGUCCGUCCUGGCUGGACCUUCUCAACGCUCUAAAGGAUAUUAAGGACAUGAUCGACGUUUUAUCCAUCAGUGCCAAAAAGUCUUAAAGCAACAAUUCUCUGGCUAAAACCACAAAGUUCACCGAGCCAGCGAUGGUAGAUCGUUCACAGAAGACCCACGGCCAUCAGCUGUCUGACGCGGGCACAGCGUCGGACUACAAGGUGAUGCCGUCGCCGUUUUCCGAGGACGACGUGAGCGAGUCCUCCAGUCCUGGUUCUUGCUCCAGCCCCAAAUCGCAGGUCCUCAGCUCCAGCUUGGGCAGCACCUCCAGCAGUGAGACCAGCAUCCUGGACCAGCUGCUGUCCCAGGACAAAGCGCCGUCUUCUCCGCCAUCUUCCGUCCUCUGGGGCGACGCCGCCAAAUGUCCAUCCGUGAAGAAGGAAGGCGUGGACCUGUUUUCUUGGUCCGACGCGGUGACGGACAAACAUGGGGAGUCCUUUCAGCCCACGCUGGAGGAAAUCGAGGAGUUCUUGGAGGAGAACAUGGAUGCAGUGACCAUGGAGCAAGGAGUUGGUCCACAGAUUAGACAAGAAGACGUUGGACCUAAGUCUUCCUCUGAGACACCGCAGGAGGUCUCAUGUUCAGACCAAAGCAUUGUUAGCGUCAACAAAGCUUCAUCUUCCACCGUCUCUUCCAAGAAGACGUGCAGAACUUCAUCCGAGGACAACAGCGGGAAGACGGUCCUUCAAAUCCAGCCUCUUCACUUCAAACAGCCCUCCGCCUCUUUGGUCCAGGUCUUGGUCAACAUCCAAGGUCAGACCUUUGCUCUGGUGCCUCAUGCCCUGCCCUCGCCCAGCUUCCACGUGGCCUCCAAGUUCGUACGCAUCGCUCCUUUGCCCAUCGCCGCCCAGACCGUCGGCGGCGCGGACCACGCGGCCGGCGGAAAAGCGGCGGGGAUUCUUGUCGGGGGACAGAAGUUCUUAAAGAACCCGGUGGCAGAACUUAUUAAAAUGCAUAAAUGCACGUUUCCUGGCUGCAACAAAAUGUACACAAAGAGCAGUCACCUGAAGGCUCACCUGAGAAGGCACACGGGAGAAAAACCUUUUGCCUGCAACUGGCAGGGAUGUGGAUGGCGAUUUUCCCGCUCAGACGAGUUGUCGCGACAUCGGCGCUCGCACUCGGGGGUCAAGCCUUACCAAUGUCCCGUGUGUGACAAGAAGUUUGCCCGCAGCGACCAUCUAUCAAAACACGUCAAAGUCCACCGUUUUCCGCGAAGCGGUCGUGCAGUCCGCUCGGCCAUCUGAUGGCCGGUGGACGUGACGGACGUGUGAAGUACACUGUGAAGGACGUGUGAAGUACACUGUGAAGGACGUGUGAAGUACACUGUGAAGGACGUGUGAAGUACACUACGUACUACUUACACCGCAAGUAUUUCAUCCCGUGCUGAUUGUGUACAUUUACUUUCCAAGGUAUGAACAAUACAUUUGUUAUUUCAACUGUGAGACAGAAUGUAUAACAGUAACAUGAGAUCAAUCAAAUUACUGUAUUGAGCAUUGGAUUGAGGUAAACAAGGUUUUGAUGCAAAUACAAACGGCGAUUAGUACUUGGUGUAGAAAUAUUAUUGGUAAGUAUAGAGGUUAGAUGUCUCUUGUAGUUGUUGUACUUAUCGUCCAUUCCAGUCUUGUGUAGGUCUACAAUCAUGUCCCUGAGGUCAGAUCUUUGGGGGUAAAUGUAGAGGUUUGAAUGAAGAAAGUGUUGAGUUUCGAAGUACUUCCUUCAAGGUACAGUAAUCGCGUGUGUAUUUCGUGGGCACAGAACCACUCUGUGGGGUCACAAUACUUCAUUCAAACUAGAGAUGUCCGAUAAUGGCUUUUUUACCGAUAUUCCGAUAUUGUCCAACUCUUAAUUACCGAUUCCGAUAUCAACCGAUACCGAUAUAUACAGUGGUGGAAUUAACACAUUAUUAUGCCUAAUUUUGUUGUGAUGCCCCGCUGGAUGCAUUAAACAAUGUAACAAGGUUUUUCAAAAUAAAUCAACUCAAGUUAUGGUAAAAAAAUGCCAACAUGGCGCUGCCAUAUUUAUUAUUGAAGUCACAAAGUGCAUUAUUUUUUUAAACAGGCCUCAAAACAGCAGCUUGGAAUUUGGGACAUGCUCUCCCUGCGAAAGCAUGAGGAGGUUGAGGUGGGCGGGGUUGGUGGGGGUUGUGGUCGAGUUGGGGGUGGAUAGCGGGGCUGUAUAUUGUAGCGUCCCGGAUGAGUUAGUGCUGCAAGGGGUUCUGGGUAUUUGUUCUGUUGUGUGUAUGUUGUGUUACGGUGCAGAUGUUUUCCUGAAAUGUGUUUGUCAUUCUUGUUUGGUGUGGGUUCACAGUGUGGCGCAAAUUUGGAACAGUGUUAAAGUUGUUAAUGUGGCCACCCUCAGUGUGACCUGUAUGGCUGUUGACCAAGUAUGCCUUGCAUUCUCUUGUGUGUGUGAAAAGCCGUAGAUAUUAUGUGAUUGGGCCGGCACGCAAAGGCAGUGCCUUUAAGGUUUAUUGGGGCUCCGUACCUUUAUGUCAUUGUUUUACAUUCUGUCUAUCUUUUAAAAUAAAGCUACCAUCAAAAAGAAUGUAUUGUUCAUAUCUUUGUAAAAAUAAACCCACACAAUACUUAUUUUUCCACUGUGUAUAACCUUUUCUGCAAUUGUUCUAAUUUAUAGUACAAAAAAGCAGGAUGUAAUCAUGUACUUUUUUUUUCUUGUUAAGUUUGUGGCUCUGAAUUAUUCUCUUAGCUGUCAGUUUUUAUCUGCUCGGAUGCCGCCAGUGUUUUGGACAUUGUUCACGUUAUGCAAAAUGUAGAAGGACUGAACUUCACCUGGAUCAAUGAGGAAGAACCAGAGUACUGUAAUACCAGCACUACUACGAGUGGUAUUUUUCAUGUUUUUUUUUUGCUCCUGAUACAGUCAAUUUGCUGUAUGUCCAAUUUAUAGGAAGAACUUGCAUCUCGCCUCGUGUAAACGCAGCUGCUGUAUUGACAAUAAGACGUGUAUUGUGUUAGCUCAAUAAGCUACUCACGUGAUAAGCUACAUUUUACUGCAACAGUUUAACUCACUAGAAGCCGUAAAAACUAUUUUAAAUGUGUUCUACUCAGUUUUGUGCCUGAACUCAUGAAGUGAUGUCAUAGUCACGUGACCACCUCGGGUUAUUCCUAGCUCAUUAUCAGUUCUUUUUAAAAUAGUGAAGUGAAGUGAAUUAUAUUUAUAUAGCGCUUUUCUCUAGUGACUCAAAGCGCUUUACAUAGUUAAACCCAAUACCUAAGUUACAUUUAAACCAGUGUGGGUGGCACUGGGAGCACGUGGGUAAAGUGUCUUGCCCAAGGACACAACGGCAGUGACUAGGAUGGCGGAAGCGGGAAUUGAACCUACAACCCUCAAGUUGCUGGCACGGCCACUCUACCAACCGAGCUAUACCGCUCGGUUGGUAGAGUUAUAUGUAUAUAUAUGUAUAUAUAUAUACAUAUAUAUACAUAUAUAAUGAAUUCCUAGAAAACAAUGCUACAUACACUAUAUUGCCAAAAGUUUUGUGCCGAAUGUAAAAUUUGGCGGAGGAGGAAUUAUGGUAUGGGUUUGUUAUUCAGGAAUUGUGCUUGGUCCUAUUAGUUCCAGUUAAAGGAACUUUAAAUGCUCCAGGAUACCAAAACAUUUUGGACAAUACUACGCUCCCAACCGUGUGGGAACAGUUUGGAGCGGGCCCCUUCCUUUUCCAACUUAACUGUGCAACAGUGCACAAAGCAAGGUCCAUAAAGACAUGGAUGACGGAGUCUGGUGUGGAUGAACUUGACUGGCCUACACAGAGUCCUGACCUGAACCAGAUAGAACACCUUUGGGAUCAAUUAGAAAGGAGACUGAGAGCCAGGCCUUCUCGACCAACAUCAGUGUGUGACUUCAUCAAUGCAUUUUUGGAAGAAUGGUGGAAAAUUCCCAUAAACACACUCCGCAACCUUGUGGACAGCCUUCCCAGAAGACUUGAAGCAGGAAUAGCUGCAAAAGGUGGACCGACAUCUGCGAUGAGGUGGUGACUUGUCCAGGGUGUACUCCGCCUUCUGCCCGAUUGUAUCUGAGAUAGGCUCCAGCCCCCCCCCCUCGCGAUCCCGAAGGGAAUAAGCGGUAGAAAAUGGAUGGAUGGAAGGUGGACCGACAUUAUAUUGAACCCUAUGGGCAAGGAAUGGGAUGGCACUUCAAGUUCACAUGUGAGUCAAGGCAAGUGGCCAAAUACUUUUGGCAAUAUAGUGUAUGUUAGCUUUUAGCUUUAAAAUUAGUGUUGCCAACCGUUCCUUGAAAAACGGAAUCGUCUUGUAUUUAGAAACACAAGUACGCUUUCCGUAUUUAGCUGUCAAAGGACGCACCUUGACCCAUAUUUUUAGAACCGUGAAAAUGAGAAAAUAAUUUGUAAACUAAAUGGGGCAAUUCCUGAAUUGCUGAAGUUGAACUGAAAUCCUGAAGUUUUUUUUUAGAAUUGUUGAUGUAAAGCACAUAAUUCCCAAACAGGCUGAAUAUUUUGAUACAGUUUUGAAUAAGAUGAAAACUGUCGUAGUUGUGGAACUUUGAAGAAUGUCCCAUUGAUUUCAAUAGGAUUUUCAGGAAAAGGGGGAAUUUUUUUCAAAAUGGUAAAAAACUAGAAUGGUCUGAAUGAGUUGAAAUGGUUGGUGUUGCAAUUUUUCAAAUCAGUAGUAACAUGUUGAAUUGAGAAAUGGUGUUAUGAAAUUCCUGGAAUUUCGGGAACACCGGGAUUUUUUUCCAGUUCAAAGAAAUACUUUGUUUUUGUCCUAAUUAAGAGGAAUGUUAGGACGGUGGAACGGUUGAAGUGCGUUGAAAAAUGUGGAAGGAGUAGUCGCCAGAAAAAAGUGUGGAAAUAGGGCUUUGGAAAAGCAGAAAUUCUGGAAAAUCCUGGAAUUUUUUUGAACUUGGAAAAAAAGGUUGUUCAGAUUUCCAGGAUGGUGGAAUGUGUUGAAGGUGGAAUGGUUUUAAUCGGUUGGAAAAUGAGGAAAUGGUGAAAGUUUGAAAAAUGGCCAAUUUAUUUUGAAUGGGAAAAAUGUCCAGGAAAACCUGAAAUUCUGGGAAAUCUGGGAAUUUUUGGAAUUUGUCAAGGGAAAUUCCGCGAUACCUGAAUGGGCUGAACAGUUUGACGUUGGAACGGUUUGAAUCGGGUGAAAAAUGUUGACCGUAGAGCGCGCCAAAAUCAGGAGAAGUCGAGGGAGUUUAAUUGUGUGAAUGCUCCAACAUAUGGUUUUCUACACCAAAAUUCAUCUAUUUAUUCAACUACUUAUGUAGUUAUGUAACCUGUUUGAUGUACUUGUACUAUAUAUUCACCAUCAUUUGACUUGAAGUGGCUUCUUAAGGGUUAAUGCUCCUGAGAAAGAAGGACGAAAGAUAUUGGAGCAACACAACAAAAUGCAAACGUGGAUUAUUGAUUGUGAAAUUUGCCUUCUGAUUGGAGUUGAAUCGUGUUUUUGAUGUACUCUACGUCAUGUGUACUAUGGGUGUCCUGAUCUGAUAUUGAUACCGAAUAUCUGUCAGAUAUCAGCAAAAAAUUGGAUUAUAAAAGAUUUCAUCGAAAAUCUCCAAUACAGGCAGUCUGUUCUGCUCCCCUAAAGUCUCCUCUUGCUGACUUUGCAGACGGAUAACAAGUUGUCUAUAUUUAUAGGAGUCCUUACUUCAAUAAAGAAAUAAAGUACUGUAUUUUCCCGACCAUAGGCCACACCAGUGUAUAAGCCGCACUGCAGAUGAAAGGUGUAUUUUCGAUCUUUUUCCAUAUGAAAGGCGCACUGGAUUACAUGGCGCAUUAAAGGAGUCAUUAUUAUUUUUGUCUAAAUGUAAAAUACUUCCUUGUGGUCUACAUAACAUGUAAUGGUGGUUAUUUGGUCAAAAUGUUGCAUGGAUGAUGUUUUACAGAACAUCUUCAAGUCGCUAUCUGACAGUCGCUUCAGGAUGCGGCGUUUUGUGGGCGGUGUUAUUUACGUGGCUCAUCUCCGACAGCGUCAUCUCCCCAUCAUCUUUGUUGUAGCAGUGUAGCGUGCAAGGACGGGAGUGGAAGAAGUGUCAAAAGAUGGCGCUAACUGUUUUAAUGACGUUCAGACUUUACUUCAAUCAAUAGAUAGAUAGAUAGAUAGAUAGAUAGUACUUUAUUGAUUCCUUCAGGUGAGUUCCUUCAGGAAAAUUAAAAUUCCAGCAGCAGUGUACAGAGUUGAGAUCAAUUUAAAAAAGAGUAAAAAGUAAAUAAUGGGGGUUUAAAAGGAAACAAAAUAGAGAAACAUUACAAAAAGAAUAAAAACAAUGGGAAUAACAAUAUAACAGUAAAAUAAGAAUAUAACAAGACAAAGUAGGCAGUAGUGACCAUGUUAUGAAAACGUAUUGCACUGUUAAUGUUUUGAAUCCCCUGUCAUCCUUGUAUCCCCCGCCCCCCGUCCCAGAGAGGAGUUGUACAGUCUAAUGGCGUGUGGGACAAAGGAGUUCUUGAGUCUAUUAGUCCUGCACUUGGGAUGAAGCAGUCUAGCACUGAACAGGCUCCUCUGGCUACUGAUAACGCUAUGCAGAGGGUGACUGGCAUCAUCCAGGAUGCUUACUAGUUUGUCAACAGUCCUCUUCUCUGCCACCGUCACCAGUGAGUCCAGUUUCAUUCCGAUUGUAGAACCGGCCCGCCUGAUCAGUUUCUCAAGUCUGGAGCUGUCCUUCUUAGAUGUACUGCCCCUCCAGCACACUACCAUGUAAAACAGAACACUGGCAACCACAGACUGGUAGUACAUCCACAGGAGUUUUCUACAAAUGUUGAAGGAGUGCAAUCUCCUGAGGAAGUACAGCCUGCUCUGUCCUUUCUUGUACUGGUGGUCCGUGUUAACAUUCCAGUCCAGCUUAUUGUCCACCCAAACCCCGAGGUACUUGAAUGAGUCCACGGUCUGUACCUCAACUCCCUCGAUCACAAUAGGUUGUGACCGUGGACUCGACCUCCCAAAGUCAAUGACCAGCUCCUUGGUCUUUGACGGAUUGAGCUGCAAGAGGUUCGUGUGGCACCACACAACAAAGUCCUUCACCAGGUUCCGAAACUCCUCCUCUCUGCCGUCCCUGAUGCACCCGACGAUGGCUGUGUCAUCCGCGUACUUCUGGAUGUGACACAGCUCUGAGUUGUAGCAGAAGUCAGCGGUGUACAGGGUGAAGAACGUUACACUACUUUACAUUAGAAAUGGCAACAGCGGAGUAUGGAUGUCUCAUAACAAGAAGAUAGAGAAAAAGAAGAAGCUUAUCGACUACGGCGUCCCACGGACUACAAUGGCAGACUCGCGCAAUUUUACAGGAUUUAAGCAGAUUCCAAUUACAGAUCAACAGGUAACAGAAGGUAAGAAAAGUUGCUUAUGUAUAAUAUUGUAAAAACAAAACAACAGAUAACAGCGACCCCCCGCAACCCCGAAUAGGGACAAGCGAUAGAAAAUGGUUGGAUAAGUAUGUCUCACCUUCUUCACACACCAUAAUAAUACUCCUAUGUUGAAGCACAGUACAAUCCAUCAAGUAAUGUGGUUUUAUAGCUUACCAAAGUCGUACUAAAACAUUUUGAUAGAUUUUUGAGCGCCGAGUGUAAUGUUCUGAAUUUUAAAUGAAACAUAUAAAAUGUUGGUGGUGUUUACUUGACUCAUAUUGCACUCUACACGUAUCUCUUAUGUUUGACUGCCAUCUACUGGUCACAUUUAUCAUUACACCAUGUACCAAAUAAAAUUGCUUCGAGGUCGGUGAGCAAAACCGGAAUUAUUCCGUACAAUAGGCGCACCGAGUUGUAUGGCGCAAUGUCGAGUUUUGAGAAGGAAAAAAAGAACGGAUUUUAAGUGCGCCUUAUAGUCCGGAAAAUACGGUAUGUCAAUAUAACUUACAUGAGAUACAAAAUGACUUAUUUGUGACAUACGUGACAAUGUCAAACCCCAAAAGGGACAAACGGUAGAAAAUGGAUGGAUGACAAUAUGAAAGAAAUGCAUGAAAAGAAACUGCUAAAUUUCAUUGGCUAUGGCAUAUAAAUGACACUGAUCACCAUUAGCAAUUUUACAUGGCGAUUUCAACCCCUCCAAAUUUGGUAAUUAAAAAACCACAACUAAGAUGCACAUUGCAAUCAACCGGCUGCUGUAAUAAUUACAAUGCGUACAGCAUAACAACUUUGUAGGACACAACAAAAGACAAGACUGGCACAUUUGGCGUAACGGCAUUCUUGCAAAUGAUGCUCAGAAGUGUACAAAAAAAAUAAUAUAUAAAAAUAGUAUAUACCGUAUUUCCUUGAAUUGCCGCAGGGCGUAUAGUAUGCGCCUGCCUUGAAUUACUGCCGGGUCAAACUCGCUUUCCAAAAUAAUUAGCGCAUGCUUAGUAUUACUGCCUGGUCAAACUCGUGAUGUCACGAGUGACACUUCCCCUGUCAUCAUUCUCAAAAUGGAGGAGGCAGAUUUCAACACCGGUAAUUUGAAAUCGCAUAAAGGGAAGAAGAUUAAGAGUUAUUCAGUAGGAUUUGAUGUCCAAGCUUACAUCACACUCAAAUUUUUACUGCAUGCCUUUGGUAAGUGCCGGAGUGAGAAGAGGUUUUAAAAUAACUAGCGCAUGCUUACUUUUACCGCAUGCCUUUGGUAAGCGCAGGAGUGAGAAGAAGUUUUAAAUUAACUAGCGCCCCGACGGCAAUUCAAGGAAAUACGGUAGUCAAUUGCAGACUUUGCUCAAGUAUGAAUAUCACAACAGCAUAACACUUGAUUAAGCCUUUUUUUUUUUUAACAAAUUCACACUCCAAAAUACCAGUAGUUAAAAACAAGUAUACAUUUUUUGUGCUGAUAUCGGAUUGAAAUCUGUAUCGGCCAAUCGUCUGACAUAUCUGUAUCUGAACGGACACACCUCUAAAGUGCAUUUGGUUGGUUUUGUAUUUCCAUUGUCAAGCCUUACUGCUCCACUGGCUCCUUAUUUGAAACUGCUUUUUGGCUUCAUUGAAUUGUUUUUUUUUUAUAACUGUUAUUAUGAACGUUUUUAGCCGACAAACAGGUACCAUAAGCUCUGCUACUGGAAAACCUGUGAGGGUUUUUCCCUCCAGACAGUUGUUGAGCACUUCGGACACGCAACAUGGUGCUAAAUGUAAUCACUAAGCUAUCAAUCCUACCUUGUAAAUCUAUACGUUUAUCCAACAGCACUUCAUUCCUUCAAUGCCUGUCUGAACACGGGUUUGGUUCUGUUAUCACAUCCUAUGAAUGUAUGUAAAUAUGUAUGUAUGGACCACUUUGCAUGGCUGUAUCCUGGAUUUACAGAGAAUAUUAUCUGUACCAGAUUUGAAAAAAACCCAACAAUGUGUUUUAUGUGCAACAUCCUAAAUAUGUACAUAAUUGAAUAUAUCUGAGUACAUAUGAACAUACUGUAUAUUGUACCUAUUUUUCCUUUGUUCUACCUGGGAUGCAUUUACAAAUAAAUUUGAUCUAAAAUCA
Molecule: messenger RNA, 9618 nt
Organism: Nerophis ophidion (straightnose pipefish)
Lineage: Eukaryota; Metazoa; Chordata; Actinopteri; Syngnathiformes; Syngnathidae
Product: Krueppel-like factor 15
Exons: 3
Coding region: 310-1461 (383 amino acids)
Biological process (GO): regulation of transcription by RNA polymerase II
Molecular function (GO): DNA-binding transcription factor activity, RNA polymerase II-specific; RNA polymerase II cis-regulatory region sequence-specific DNA binding
Source: RefSeq, a predicted model, not a curated record